This is a messenger RNA of Brassica rapa (field mustard), 4172 nucleotides long. Its product is annotated as probable serine/threonine-protein kinase PBL7. The record is from RefSeq and is a predicted model, not a curated record. Gene Ontology annotation, molecular function: protein kinase activity; ATP binding. Lineage: Eukaryota; Viridiplantae; Streptophyta; Magnoliopsida; Brassicales; Brassicaceae. Gene Ontology annotation, biological process: protein phosphorylation.
UAUGACCUAAUCUUUAAAAUAUUACAUUGUUAUACUAUACAUUUAAUACUCACUCAUUGAUUUGUUUUGUAACGCUCCCAAUUAUUUUAAACUCAAUUAUUUUAAAAAUCCUCUAAUCAUGCCUAAUAAUUCCCCCCUCUCCUGUUUUUUCUUGCUCUAGAUCACAACUACAACUUAACGGUAUAGGAAAAAGAAAAUGAUUCCACCUUCCACCACUAAUCAUAUAUUAAUUUAAUCUUGCUCCCACUUAUAAACCUAACCAUUGCUAAGAAAAACAAAACUGGAGAGAAAAAUAUAUAUUCUCUUUCUCUUCCAUCAAGCAAAGCUUCAAAGAAUCAAACUUUUUCUCUGGGUAAAUUGUGCUCUUUUCUUGAGAUCUGUUUACUUAGAAGAAAAAAAAAAGAAUGGGUUUGUACGAAGGAGCGUCUGUUCAUCCACGAAACCCAGAAACAAAUCUUCAGGGCAGUUCCUUAAAUGCCCCCAUUCUCACUUCUCCAGAUCUCGCCAAUGAGAAAGGACUGAAGACCCGUUUGAAAAAGAUGAUCUUUGAUCUGGGUCUCGCUUGUUUCCUUCCUCCUCCAGCUGGACCACGCUCAAUCGAAAACUCCGGCAACAGUGGAAGCGGCGGAGAUAACAACAAGGCGUGGCUUUUGGCGGAAACAGCUCCGGAGAAUAUAAACCACGACCCUCACUCUGUUCAUUCUUCGUUUAGAUUCAGCCUCUGCUCACAAACUGAGCUUGAGAAGAUGAAAGGAGGAGAAGCGCCUUCGCUGUCUGCUUCGUCUUCUUGCCGGAAUUUAUCAGUCUCCGGUGGCUCCGCGACGGUUCUGAUGGUGAAUCUGGAGAAUGGAGUAAAGGAAACUGGGAAAUCUACGGACGAAGUGACGUGGACGAGAGCUCGAUCGCUGGAGAAGAGUAUCUCUCCGGUAGCUAACACUUUGGUCCGGUUCAGCUACGGCGAAAUCGUCGCCGCCACUCGUAAUUUCUCCAAAGGGAGAGUGUUGGGAAGAGGAGCUUGUAGCUAUGUGUUCAGGGGUAAAAUCGGAAUUUGGAAAACGGCUUUAGCGAUCAAAAGGCUUGAUAAAGAAGACAAAGAGUCUCCAAAAUCUUUUUGUAGAGAGUUGAUGAUUGCAAGCUCUCUUCACAGCUCAAACAUUGUGCCUCUUCUUGGUUUCUGUAUAGAUCCUGAAGAGGGUUUGUUCUUGGUUUACAAGUACGUCUCAGGUGGUAGCCUUGAACACUAUUUACACGAUAAGAAGAAGAAGAAAGGCAUGAAAGCCGCUUUGCCUUGGUCAGCAAGGUACAAGGUAGCACUAGGGAUCGCUGAUGCGAUUGCUUAUUUGCAUAACGGAACAGAGCAGUGUGUUGUUCAUCGAGAUAUCAAACCCUCCAAUAUACUUCUUUCCUCAAAGAAGAUACCAAAGUUGUGUGAUUUCGGGUUAGCUACUUGGACCGCUGCACCUUCUGUUCCUUUCCUUUGCAAGACCGUGAAAGGCACAUUCGGAUAUCUGGCUCCAGAGUAUUUCCAACAUGGUAAGAUAUCUGACAAGACCGAUGUUUAUGCCUUUGGUGUUGUGUUGCUUGAGCUGUUAACCGGUAGAAAACCAAUCGAACCAAGAAGAUCAUCUGGUGAAGGAAAUUUAGUUGUUUGGGCGAAACCGUUGUUGGAUAGAGGGAUUGAAGCUAUAGAAGAGCUACUUGAUCCGAGAUUGAGAUGUACAAGAAAAAACUCGGUUUACAUGGAGCUGAUGAUCCGUGCUGCAGCGGCAUGUGUGAUCAAUGAAGAGUCUCGAAGGCCUGGUAUGGAAGAGAUAGUCACAAUCUUGAAAGGUGGAGAAGGAGGACUAGAGACAAGAACAUACUCAAGCAGGAAAACUAAUACAAGUCUUUCGAGUAUGAUUGACACUUACACACAGUUGCAACAGACCAAAUCCGAGAUGAAAUGUCAUCUUGAUCUUGCGAUGCUUGGAGUAACUGAUUUGGAAGACGAUGGUCAUUUAUAUGAACGGUAAAAACAUUUGAAAGGAAUGAAUAAAAAGUGUGUAAAUAGGUAAUUAAUGGACCGUUUGGAAGUUUGGAACUAAUCAGUGAAUUUGCCAUGCAUUUCGUUUUUUUUUUUGGUUUCCACUGGAGAAAACCGGUUUAGUCUUUUUAUUUUCCGGUUUGGUUGGUGAGAGAAUGUCAUAUUCUCCUGUUGCGUUUUUUUGUUUUGGGAAAUGUAUUGCAAAGAGUGUUGAAAUUGUUGUUCAUUUGAUAUCUAAAGGAAAAAUGUGUUGUGAUGGCUGACUUUUUUUAUCGUGUACGUUUGUAUUUUAGUUAUAUUGUUAAGCUAUCUUCCAACAAUAAAGUUUUCAGUAAAUAUAUACACUUAUAAACUUGGAAGAAACAUGAAACUAGACAAACAAAAAUUAACUGUUAAGUAAACGACAUAUAAUCAAAUUGAGAAUACAAAUUUCAGACACAAGUGAGAUGAGCCGAUUAUGUAACAACGUGGAUCAUGUGUUCUAUAUUGACAACGACGAUAAAUUUCACCAAGACAUGGAUAAAUAUUGUUGUACGUCCUCAUAUAUUAAAUCAUGUUAUACAUUGAGGAUGAUAAAAAAAGAAAGGCGAAGAAAUGAAGAUAAAUACUUUUGCAUAUUCACUAUGUUAUACUAUUCGAUCAUGUUAUACGAUCUGGUGUGAAGAAAUGAAGAAAUGAAGAAAUUAAGAAAUGAGCCGCUCAUGUUGUACGAUCUGGUGUGAGCGGAACAAACGGUUGCACGGUGAGACACCGACUCCUAUUCAAAUUCUACACAAGAUCAUCGACAGGAACAUCAUGAACCGUCUCAGUAUUUUGCAACGAUCAAACAGCCAAAAGAAUCGAAUGCUCUUCCAGUUUUGGUUUAGCACAAGGUUGUAAGGAUAAGUUUAUGGUUUAAGUUUGUUUUCAUCUUAUAGUUGCCCUUGAUGUACAAACAAUAUAAUUUUAUAUUCAUUCAAAAAAAAAUAUUGUAUAUUGAAAUAAAUUUAUUAUGGCGAAUACAAAAAAUGUUCCAAAAGUCGAUGUAAUGUCCUAAUCUAUACAAUACUAAAAGUUGAAUAAGCUCAACACCUAAGGUGUCCACAUCAGAUUAAAUAAUCCACUAAGACAAUAUUUUCGCCACGUCAUUUAAGCCCAUGUCGAGAUUUAAUGUUGGGUUUCUUACCCUAAACCCUAAAUUAUUUUGUCAUGGCCCAAAAUAAAGUCCACCACCCGUGGCUUCUUCGAUCAUAUUUUCCUCCGCCAGUUUCUCAGUUCGUCUUCUCCAAUUCGAGUUCAUUCAUGAAGCCUCCGUUACUGUGAUCCACUUAUAAUCAAUCAAUUGUCUUCUUUACUUCCGUAUUUAUUUAUGCGUUUCACCUCGCUAUCUAUCUCCAUCUAUAUAAACCGGUUCCUCGAAGCUUGCUGCCAUUCGAUUGAGCAAAGAGAUUCAGGUUUCGUUCUUUGGAAAAUUUUGAUACUGAUUGCGAUAACAGAGGUGUGUUUUCUGCAAAAUAUUUACCGGGAAGUUUUUGUUGCAAUUUUCCAUUUCAUUUUACCUCGCGUAUUACGAAGUCGAUAAUCGGUUUUUGAGUUCAUGUCGUUAUGUGUUUUUCAUUAGAUAUUUAUGUUUGGGCACAAAACUGAUUUUUCAGAAAUCUGUGAUGGUGCUAAGUGGCUCACGGGGAUUCUGUUACACAUUGGAAUUGAAAAAUGAGCAAGAAGCAAAACAAAUGAAGAAGAAGAAGAUUAGAACUCACUUUCAUGCUAUUUUGUUAACUGGCGGUUGUUGAGUAAUGACUGGAAACCGUUUCAUGGAUAGAGGCGUGAGCAAGGAGUUGAAAACCCAAUAGCUCUGCAACUCUAGCUGGUGAUUUAGGAAUUGGGGCUGAACAGCUUCUGCUGAUGUGAAAAGAUCACACCUUGCUUCUCUGUAGUAAUGUAGAAGGUAAGUUCUCUGGUCUCUUUGUUGGUUUUUCUGUAUUUUAUCAUUUUGGUCUGCACUAUUGUUUUUGUUUGUGGAAGAUUCAGGGUAAAUGAUGAUGAUUUGCUAAAGAUCAAGAACACUUAUCGUCCUAUCCUCUCAAGAAAGAGAAAGGGUUUAUGGUAUGUAUAUAAAGUCAAUAAUAUUGUUACAAUUCAAAAGCAAAUAUAAAGUCAUUGUUUAUAA